Molecule: messenger RNA, 891 nt
Organism: Oppia nitens
Lineage: Eukaryota; Metazoa; Arthropoda; Arachnida; Sarcoptiformes; Oppiidae
Gene: mRpS26
Product: probable 28S ribosomal protein S26, mitochondrial
Exons: 1
Coding region: 130-891 (253 amino acids)
Cellular component (GO): mitochondrial small ribosomal subunit
Source: RefSeq, a predicted model, not a curated record
UGAAUGAGACGACUGUUGCCAUCAAUUGACGGCUAAAACAAACACUAAAGCAUUGAAUUGUAAUUAAUUGUAAACAAAACACAAGUUUUAACAAAACAUUCAUUAAAUGCAUUGAUUUUAUUCAAACAAAUGUCACGACUUUUAUGUGAACAAAGUGUGCGCCACGUAUUGGCCGCGCGUCAACUCACGUGCAUAUCGUGGCCAAUGUAUGAGUCAGUUCGCCAUCAUUUAAAGCGCCGAAAGAAAGAGCCGAUACGCAAACCAAUUUGGACACCGAUAGCGCCGUCCAAACUGUUUCGCAUCCGAAACAAACCCGAACUGACCGCCGAUGAGAGUCAACAAAGACAACAUUUGGAGUACAACUAUGCGUUGAGUGUCAGAUCUAUUACACACUAUUUCAAGCAUGAGUUUUAUGAUCCGACUCUUUCUGGUGGCGGUCUUACAGAUGAACAGAUCAGAUUGGAGGCAGAAAAUCAACAGAAAUUAAUUAACGAAAAUAACAAAGAAAAUGAAAGAAUUGCUGAAAUAAGGGAACAAAGGAUGAAGACUUUGCAACAGUUGGCCGAUCAAAGAACUAUUGUUCAGUUCUUGGAACACACGGAACAAAUGAAACUAAAGGGCAAAGAGUUGGACGAAAGGGUCAGACAAGAGAUUCAGAGAUCCGAGACAUAUAUUACACUCGAGACUCUGGACGCGACCAUCGAAGAAGCGCUUACUCAUCCGAUUACAUAUGAUUUUGCCAUUGAUAACAACGGCAACAUAUACUCAGACCAACCGUUACAUCCGUAUGCUCUGAGGCCAAGUGAUACACCCGAUCACAACUCUAAUAUUGAAGAGAUGACCAAAAUCGACGAAAUUGCCACCAAAUUUGAAUCCAAAACUUUUUAUUAA